UCAUCGAUCGAAGAAGCUUAUCGACGACGAUAUGAAUUCCUCUUGGUAUACGCCACCGGCGUUUGUACCGAUCAAAUACGUCCCAGCACCUAAGAAGGCUGAAAUUCAAGCGAGAUCGGUUUCUUGUUUACACACAAUCGCAGAACCUCCUGCAGCCGGCCCUCACCCCGGUAGUCUCACGAACCACUGGUGCUUGUACCUGGAAACAGGCGAGGGCGAAUCUGUCUGCGUUAACGCUCAGCCUAACCCACAGCAGGGAGCCACUACGAUCGAAGGUGGUUUCAAGGCCGAUGUCAUCGUGAGCCUGAUGCCGUAUGCUAUGGCGAUCGAUAAGGCCCACCACGUAUCAAUGUCUGUCAUCGAAGGCGCGACAGUGGGUCGUCUCAUAGAUCGUCUCGUGGAAUCUGGUCGCGAUAGAUACGAGUUCAACGCAGAUGGCGUCGGAUGUCGCAACUGGGUGACGGAUACUCUGACCUUGCUCACACAAGAGAAGUGGCUACGUGUUGAGGAAGUCGAGGUGGCAAAGGCUGACAUUCGAAAGCUCUGGCCGGAGGGAACUCCGCUUGAGAUUGACAACGGUGGGUACUAUGAUUGACCUUGUUGCGUCGACUGCAGCAGUGAGGACAAGGUUUAUUCAGCCUAAUCAGGCGCGACCUGUCGCCUUCUGACGUUUCACGCCUACACGCCUGCCUGCAACCCUGCCUGCACGUCUGCCUAUACGUCUACCUACAGGUCUGCCUCGACCUCCUUUUCGUCAGGACAGUAGAAUAUAUGUCUCAUCAAACGCUUGUUAUGACUUGCGAACUCGUCUAGAGCAACGUGAAC
Dissoconium aciculare CBS 342.82 is the source of this 825-nucleotide messenger RNA. RefSeq lists its product as uncharacterized. The record is from RefSeq and is a predicted model, not a curated record. Bases 32 to 595 code for a protein of 187 amino acids. The transcript has a single exon. Lineage: Eukaryota; Fungi; Ascomycota; Dothideomycetes; Mycosphaerellales; Dissoconiaceae.